UAGACACGUGUGCAGAUGAUCUGCAGUUGUUCGAGGAGUAAGUGGUAUCGGUGUAACAACAUUUACUUGUCGUGAGCUAUGAAUCGGUUCUACUUGUUGGCGAUUUUUGCCUCGACAAUUGUUGCCUCGGCGAUUGUUGUCUCAGCGGCUGACCAGAUCAAGCCGAGCUGUCCGUCGGAUCUUGGAUCGAACGGAGUUCAGUUCAUCCCUCACGAGAAUGAUUGUACUUUGUAUUAUCGAUGCACCAAGACGGGCAAAUAUGAGGAAUCGUGUCCGACCCAUGGCUCGUCGAAAUUAUGUUACGACGACAUACUGAAGAUCUGCAAUUGGGGCGCGAAAGUGUUAUGCUGCAAUCCCUUCCUACCAUCAUCAACAACGGUUCCCGGGCCGACUAUCAUACCAGGAAAUUGCCCAUGGAAUGGUAAAAGACCUCACAAAAACUGUCUGAAGUAUUACGAUAGCGACAACAACGAGGUCUGCUGCUUGGAAAGGCAUGUUUUCAACAGCGAUAUUUGCGAAUGCGAUCUGGCAAAGAACGUGAAGAACUGCAGACCGUCGAUAGAGGACAAGAAAGAGUGCGAUUGGUAGGAUGUUACGAGUUAAUCGUGAUCGGUAAAGGGCGAAGUCAGUUACGCUGGUCUUUGCAUAGUCCUGUUGAGUCGCACAACUCGCUUCGUUUGACGAAGAUCAAUGAUCGUUUUAAGAUUAUUGUACUAAUAAUGCAGAUGCCUGAUACAUUUGCCUAAGAUCCUUUCGAACGUUUCUUACCUUGUCCACAUACAUUCAAUGUACCCGGACCAUCAAAAGUGGUUGUAAUUAAUAAAACUACACGAAACAAAACCCUUGA
Megalopta genalis is the source of this 847-nucleotide messenger RNA. RefSeq lists its product as uncharacterized. The record is from RefSeq and is a predicted model, not a curated record. Gene Ontology annotation, molecular function: chitin binding. NCBI's taxonomy places the organism in Eukaryota, Metazoa, Arthropoda, Insecta, Hymenoptera, Halictidae. Gene Ontology annotation, cellular component: extracellular region.